CAAUUGGCAAUCCUGCUGCCGACAGUGCAAAAGAAAUUCUGUCAAAAAAAUUUACGAAUUAUGCGUUGUUAUUCCAGACAGAUUUCGAUGUUCAGCUUCGUAAUUCAGUGUUAAAAUCAAUUGUGUUUUAAUUUUAGUGGUUUGCCUCGUUCAUCCGCACCAAUUAGUGUAUAGAUAACACCCCACUCGAAUGUGAAUUUCGUCCGAAGUCGCGUUUCAAAGACCUGAGGCUGUCAUGGCCGCCGAGGAAUGAGGAUUAUGAGGAUAAACUCAGCAUUGUAUAGUGAGUCUACAAUGGAAGAUAAUUCCUCUCAGAAUCAUAAUGGACAAUUGGGUUCCGGUAGUGGCGUGAAUACGGGUAACAAGCAAAAUGGAGACAAUAAUUCUAAGUUACAAUACUCAAUGCCUGGAGUUUUACACUUCAUUCAACAUGAAUGGGCCAAGUUUGAAAUGGAAAGAUCUCAGUGGGAAGUGGAUAAGGCUGAGCUCCAAGCGAGGAUAGCAUUCCUGCAAGGCGAAAGGAAAGGUCAAGAGAAUCUGAAGUAUGAUUUGGUUAGAAGGAUAAAAAUGUUAGAAUAUGCUCUAAAACAAGAAAGAGCGAAAUUCCACAAACUUCAAUAUGGAACAGAAUUGCAACAAGGUGAUAUGAAUCCUCCAACUUUCGAUGAAAUGGGCAUGCCAGAUGUUGCGACAGAUAGUGACGCUCCUUUUACGUCAGUCAGUAAUAUCAGCUGGAAACAGGGCCGGCAGCUUCUUAGACAGUAUUUACAAGAAAUAGGCUACACGGAUACAAUUAUAGAUUUAAGGUCCCAUCGAGUGAGAUCAUUGUUAGGGCUUAAUAAUAAUAACAAUUCUGGAGCAACAACUGACAGAAGUUUCAAUGUGCAUGGUGAAGAUGCUACGGACAACUCCAAUCAAGCCAUAAAUGGGAGCGAACAAGCUAAGAAUGUUCAUUACUCAAAACUGUCAACAGAGGAGAAGAUCUGGGACAAGGAAGAAAAGCAAGGCGGCGUUCCUGUAUGGAAGCAGUCGUACACCGAGUCAGUGAUCAUGGACACAGAAGCAGCGGUCAUGGCCAACUUUGACUUUCUCCAGCCGGACGUCGAGAUGGAGGACGAUGAUGAUGACGACGACGAUGACGACGAUGAUGAUGAUGAGGAAAUGCGGGAUGACCUCAACUCAUCAGUCAUCAAACAUGGCUGUCGUCCAACCAAUGAAACAGGGCAGUCGCGAAUCCGGGCUGGCGGAAACGAGGACGGGAUUUCCGGGACGCAGGGCAGCGCUGGGUCAGGUACCGUAGCCGGCCAGAACAGAAUCAACGCUGCCGAGUGGAACACACACAUUCUGCCAUCACUCAACGACGAGUCAAUCAACGUUCACUCUACGCUUGGCCUCGGUGAACUUGCCCAGUUGACGGUCAACAAUGAGGAGGAAGGAACUUAUGAUAGUACAACAUCCAAAGAAUCACUGCGGAAACCGUGGAGUGCCAAGUACACGCUAAGAAGUCAUUUCGAUAGUGUUCGAGCAUUAGCGUUUCAUCCCUUAGAUCCAGUACUCAUUACAGCUAGCGAAGACCAUACAUUAAAAUUAUGGAAUCUACAAAAAACUCUUACUGCAAAAAAAUCCGCAUCUUUAGAUGUUGAACCGUUAUACACAUUUAGGAGUCACACUGGACCCGUUCUCUGUCUAGCGAUGUCAUCAAGAGGAGAUCAGUGCUUCAGCGGUGGGACUGAUGGUGUCAUUCGUUGCUGGAAUUUACCUUCUUCAAAUAUCGAUCCUUAUAAUUAUUUUGAUCCCAAUGUUCUUGCUGCACUGCUUGAAGGCCAUAGUGAUGCCAUCUGGGGCUUGUCAGCCUUGAAUAACGAAGCCAACGACCUUCGGCUACUCUCCUGCUCGGCAGACGGCACAGUCAAAUUGUGGUCGCCCAGCGAACCUAAAUCACCUCUCUUAAGCACGUAUUCUUCAGAAAUAGAAGGUGUUCCUACCUCAGUAGACUUUAUCAAAGAUGGAUCAAAUCAAAUGGUUACAUCGUACACUUGCGGCACAUGCAUCGUUUAUGAUUUAGAAACUGCCAAGCCAGUCGUCCACUUCGAUUCUGUGCAAUCUGACGGUGUCAAACACAUUAACAAAAUUCUAUCUCAUCCAACGAUAUCGUUGUCGAUAACAGCCCACGAAGACCGACACAUCAGGUUCUUUGACCACAAAUCUGGUUCGAUGGUCCACACCAUGGUUGCUCACCUAGAUUCUGUGACAAGUUUAGCAAUAGAUCCUAACGGCUUAUAUUUACUGUCAGGAAGUCAUGAUUGCUCGUUACGGUUAUGGAAUUUGGAUGUUAAGUCAUGUGUCCAAGAAAUCACUGCUCAUAGAAAGAAAUUUGAUGAAUCCAUCUUGGAUGUCGCUUUCCAUCCGUCAAGUCCGUACAUUGCCAGUGGUGGAGCUGAUAGUCUAGCCAAAGUUUUCGUCUAACAUCACCCAGAUGGUGUAUAAAUAAGGAAGUUAAUCCAGCUUGUUAGAUGUUGGCUCUGUAUUCGCAGGCACAGCCCUGCGAGUGUCCCGUAACUUAGUAUAAGGAGCGGUCCAUGGCGACCGAACGCAUGAAGCCCUACCCGUGACAGCGACUGAUACACUAAAGUCACUUAGUCCCAAGCGCAGAAGGACUCCCUCCCCUUCCUGCUCGAUUUCUAUACAUUAUUUUUAAUUUAAUAUCGAUGAUCAUUUUAAUCGCAUUGUAUUGUUAAUUUAUUCUUAAUCACAUAUUAUGAAGUUGAAACUAACCUUGAACCUUCCUGGCCCAACUUCGUUCGAUCCGUCUCAGACCCAGCUGUAGAUCAAGUUCAGGAACGACAUGUUCGUCACAGAAAUCGGUGAAGUGUAACGCUCCUAUUUAGUUUGGACAACAGUUAGUGGGGCCUAUUUUACUAUAGAGAUUUUAUGCAUGAUCUGGAAAGGCUCUCUUAAUGAGUGAGAUGAGGUUACAAAAGAUUCCAAAAUAGCCUCGCUUUUAUGAUCGGUUGUCAAAAAGUAACAAUUUUUUUGUAUCAAGCAGGGAAGACAAUACGUCCCCUGAAUAGCCUAUAUUAUUGAGUCUGGUAUAACCAGUUACUUUAAGUAUGGGUUUGUCCAAUUUGAGGCCUUUCGGGAACAUCUCAAAUCAGCUUUUGCUGCUGUCUUUGGCAAUGCAGAACCAGUUUAUAAUUCUGUUGUUUAUUGUUCUAUUAUGUAGAUUUUCUGCUUUCUCAUCCGUUUUGGUUUUGUCUGUGAAAUUUAAACUUGAACUCAACUUCCCCAUUUUAAGGCUCUGUUAUCCUAUAAAAAGAAAGAAUGGUCGAACAUUUGUUUUCAGCCAGUUGUGUCAGUCGCAGAAUCAUGUUUUGAUGGUAUUUUUAAAUGAAACUGUAAGUGAUGAGUUAUUACAUAGUGUAAAGUUCCUGCAUAUAUUAUGAAAUAAAAUGUCGCCUUUCAGAGAGCAUUUCUGCCUUUCGAAGGACGAUGUUUUCAUUAAUACUGUACGGAAAAAUUUGGCAUUAGAGCUGAUAUCAUUAUUUUUUGGCAUCUUUUCAAGCCUUUAAAAUCAAAACAUAAUAUUGUGCCUGUCCCAACUGAUCCCUCUGUCAUGAUGAUCGUUCAAGUUUAAUUUUCAGGAGUCACGAUUGCUUUUUCGGAAUUGAUCAAAGUCGAUCUGCGUCGGAACGAACGAUAGUCAUUUUGCGAAUUUUAUGAAGAUGACAAUGUUACCUAUCGAGUCUUGUUUGAGUGGAUUUUAGAUCUUCUCGUUUUAUUUAUUUUGCUCCGAAGCCGGUUUGAACUUUACCUGUAAGUUGUUGUUGGAUAAAUUUACCCUUUGUAAUUUUCUGCUGAUAAGUUUCUGUACAAACUCUGCCAGGAGGGCCCAAAUCGUCUCAUGUAACGAGCACCAACGCAAGCAGAACCCGAAAACUCUGAACUCUGAAUUUAUCUGCUUUCUCGGAAGUUAUCAUUGGAUUCUUUUGUAUGCUCUAAGCACCUCUCAAAAUUUCAUGUGACUUUAAAGUUAUUCAACUGCUUGGGAGGAGCACUAAAAAUAACUCUCGUCCAAUCAUUUUUUGAAACUUUGAUCCAGUUCUUAAUGGAUUUAUUACUUUUCUCAUAGAAUCUUCUUUUGACGGUUAAAACCCCAUCUCUCUGUAUUCAAUUUAAACUGAGAUAUUGCCUUUCAAUGAAUAUUUUGGUGGCCAUAGUGCAAAACCACGUGUUUCUAUUGCUGUUGUUCUAUGGAUUUGAUGAUUCCUGGCACAUUGAUGUUGGCAGAUGAACCAGUCCCUAAUUUACAAGACAAACGUGCAAAAACACUCAUAUACUCUACUCUUAGGUGGUUUCAUCCACCAUGCUUUACGAAGAAUGAUAUCAUUAAUGCUCAAAAUUCAAAACAGACCCUUGGAAAUAGUUUUUUAGCCGUCAAAAUAGUAUUCCAUACCGUACAGGACUAAUCCAUUUAUCAAAUACAAUUGGUGAAAGGCUGACAUUGUAUAGCAAGUCAUUUCAGUGAGUCUUUCAACAAUUAAUCUGUUCUCUGAGAAAGCCGUCUUCAGUUUUGGAAAGUAAGUUUUUGUCUUUCAUGUUCAUUCUGUUGUGCGGGUGCUCAUGUCCCUCAACAUAUUUUGUAUUUACGAUGAAAAAAGAAAAACAAGGAAAAAAGUGGAAGGAGAGAGUAAAGGGAUUUAAAUUUGUUACGGUUCUACCUUAGCCAGCAUCUACCUCAGCGUAGUUCAGUUUUUCUUAAUCGGUGAGAUCGAACUUCAAAGAGGAUCAUCGAUGAAUAUUUUUGAGAUAAAAAGAAGGUUAUCGGAAAUUAAGGCCUUGUCUCUACGGAGCGUUUUUUUUUUUAAAAAACAAGAUUCAUUCUCAAUUUCUUCAGAAGGAAUGAAGCAAAACUGUUCAGAAUUUUUCCCUGUUAUUCUUGUGAUGCCUCGUCAGAAUCAAUUGCUGAUUAGGAGGUGCAAGUAAUUACGGACGCCUUACGGAGACAAAGCUGAAAGAGUACCUAACCAGCCCUUGUCUGGGUUAAACUUUUGACUAGUCAUCUGGAACAAUGAUAUUAAGAAAGAAAUUAUAUAUCUUGUAGACUUUGAUGUCUCUAUUAUAAGCCGGAGAAACUUGAUGGGUGUAAGCUGUCUUGUCAUAAACGAUGAACGAUUUUUUUAAAAAAAUUAUGCAGUAGCGUCUACUGAAUGUUUUCCUUACAAUGUUUAACAUAAGCACAACAUCUACGAAGAAAUUUAUUUGUCUAUUUUAUAACUAUCAAAUCAUUCAAUGGAACCAUAAUUUACCUACUAGAGAUAGCCGUAGAUCCAGUACGACAGAACUCAUUAGUUUUCACCAAUUCUAAGUUCAACUUUAAAUCUCUCCUCUUGAAUUACUUACAUUCAGCUGAAGCUCACAUGCAAUGUUGAUUCAUCCGUCGGAUAGUCUGGACGUCAACAUAACAGAACGGAUUUAUCUAUGAGGAUAAUUUGGAGGAAAAGCGUUUGUGCCGAAGCCUGUAUCGUUUUUCAAAAUUUCCUCUGGACAUGGGUCUUUUCUGUUGAACGACUUCCAACUUCGAUUGGUUUGAGAUUCGAUCGAAGCAGCCCUUGCUUUUCUUUUACUGUUUGCCAAUUUAUUUUUUUCCCCUUUUGUUCACCCAUUUUUCGUAUUGAAGCUCCCCUGAUCUUUUUCUUUUACUUAGUAAAUUAGGUAUUUUUUAUAUUUUUAGUAGCCUUCAAAAAAGCUAUUAUGUUGUUAAUUACUGUGUAAGCAAUAAAAACUGAAUUACAAGCUGA
Bemisia tabaci is the source of this 5798-nucleotide messenger RNA. RefSeq names its product Connector of kinase to AP-1 (gene Cka). The record is from RefSeq and is a predicted model, not a curated record. NCBI's taxonomy places the organism in Eukaryota, Metazoa, Arthropoda, Insecta, Hemiptera, Aleyrodidae. Gene Ontology annotation, molecular function: protein binding.